Messenger RNA from Cladophialophora yegresii CBS 114405, 774 nucleotides. RefSeq names its product adenylate kinase. The coding region runs from base 1 to 774 and encodes 257 amino acids. The record is from RefSeq and is a predicted model, not a curated record. Gene Ontology annotation, molecular function: ATP binding; AMP kinase activity. The transcript has 2 exons. Gene Ontology annotation, cellular component: cytoplasm; mitochondrion. Gene Ontology annotation, biological process: nucleobase-containing compound metabolic process. Lineage: Eukaryota; Fungi; Ascomycota; Eurotiomycetes; Chaetothyriales; Herpotrichiellaceae.
AUGACCUUCGCGACUGCCACCCGCAAGCUGAAGAGAGCUGCCAGAAUCAUCUUGGUUGGGGCUCCAGGAGUUGGAAAAGGCACUCAGUCCGAGAGGCUUAUGAAACGAUUCCCGCAACUGUGUUCAAUAGCGACGGGAGAUCUAUUGCGCGAUAAUGUCAAGAGACAAACUGCGCUCGGCAAGCAAGCCGAAGCGCAUAUGAAAGACGGCGGCCUCGUCCCAGAUCCUCUUAUCCUCAAUCUCAUCCUCACCGAGCUCACCUCGAGAAAAUGGCUACGAACUUCUGAUACCAACGAGAAUGUCAUAGCCGCCCUCGCACGAGGCAAUGGCUCUGCCUCGAAGGUAGUGCACGCCUCUGAUUCACCCGACACCUCUUUCAUUCUUGAUGGCUUCCCUCGUACAGCGACUCAAGGCAAAGCUUUAGCCCACUUGCUGCCCAUCAACCUGGUUCUACAACUUGUCACACCAGUCGACAUCAUUCUCUCGCGCAUGGCCAACCGUUGGACACACGCACCCUCGGGAAGAGUGUACAAUGUUGGAUUCAAUGAUCCGAAAGUGCCUGGAAGAGACGACGUGACUGGAGAGCCCCUAAUGCAGAGGGAUGAUGACAGCGAGGCCACUUGGAGAAAGCGACUGGCAAAGUUCGAGGAGACCAGCAAGAGUUUGCUCGAUUUCUACCGCGAGCAGCCAGAUCUGGUGGUCACAGUACAGGGCAACAGCAGUGACGAGAUCUCGCCCCAGAUAUUUACAGAAGUUGAGAAGCGAUUUGGUUGA